Molecule: messenger RNA, 2336 nt
Organism: Pan troglodytes (chimpanzee)
Lineage: Eukaryota; Metazoa; Chordata; Mammalia; Primates; Hominidae
Gene: ETFDH
Product: electron transfer flavoprotein dehydrogenase
Exons: 13
Coding region: 343-2196 (617 amino acids)
Biological process (GO): electron transport chain
Cellular component (GO): mitochondrial inner membrane
Molecular function (GO): iron-sulfur cluster binding; electron-transferring-flavoprotein dehydrogenase activity
Source: RefSeq, a predicted model, not a curated record
ACUGCGCGUGCGUCGUGCUGUGGGAUUCGCGGACCCUUCUGGCCGCGCUCUGUUUCACCGCUCCCGGGCUGGGACUUGGAGUCCCUUAUCUUUCCCCGGUUUGGUACAUGACCCGGAAGCCUCGGCUGGCCGCCGCGUCAUCCAUGGCGCCGGCGCAGAGCGAGAAGGAGGUGGGAACGCCGUGAAGCAAGAGCGGUCGGCAGAGCGGGGAGGCGAACUGCAGCAGAGUUCUUGCUUUCCGGCAGGUGAUGGCGCCCCCCGCGGCCUAGAGGUCCAGCGCCCGCCGCGAGCAGCGGACAGUCCUCCUGUUGUGUCCGACCGAGAGUCCUGGUGACUUUGAACAUGCUGGUGCCGUUAGCCAAGCUGUCCUGCCUGGCAUAUCAGUGCUUUCAUGCCUUAAAAAUUAAGAAAAAUUAUCUACCUCUAUGUGCUACAAGAUGGUCUUCAACUUCUGCUGUGCCUCGAAUUACUACCCAUUAUACUAUUUAUCCCCGGGAUAAGGACAAGAGAUGGGAAGGAGUGAACAUGGAAAGGUUUGCAGAAGAAGCAGUUGUUGUAAUAGUUGGUGCAGGCCCUGCAGGGCUCUCUGCAGCUGUUCGUCUAAAACAGUUGGCUGCGGCACAUGAAAAGGACAUCCGUGUGUGUCUAGUGGAGAAAGCUGCCCAGAUAGGAGCUCAUACUCUCUCAGGGGCUUGCCUUGAUCCAGGUGCUUUUAAAGAACUCUUCCCAGACUGGAAAGAGAAGGGGGCUCCACUUAACACUCCUGUAACAGAAGACAGAUUUGGAAUUUUAACAGAGAAAUAUAGAAUUCCUGUGCCAAUUCUUCCAGGGCUUCCAAUGAAUAAUCAUGGCAAUUACAUUGUACGCUUGGGACAUUUAGUGAGCUGGAUGGGCGAACAAGCAGAAGCCCUUGGUGUUGAAGUAUACCCUGGUUAUGCAGCUGCUGAGGUCCUUUUUCAUGAUGAUGGUAGUGUAAAAGGAAUUGCCACUAACGAUGUAGGGAUACAAAAGGAUGGUGCACCAAAGGCAACAUUUGAGAGAGGACUGGAACUACAUGCUAAAGUCACAAUUUUUGCAGAAGGUUGCCAUGGACAUCUAGCCAAGCAACUAUAUAAGAAGUUUGAUUUGAGAGCAAAUUGUGAACCUCAAACCUACGGGAUUGGACUGAAGGAGUUAUGGGUUAUUGAUGAAAAGAACUGGAAACCUGGGAGAGUAGAUCACACUGUUGGUUGGCCCUUGGACAGACAUACCUAUGGAGGAUCUUUCCUCUAUCAUUUGAAUGAAGGUGAACCCCUAGUAGCUCUUGGUCUUGUGGUUGGUCUAGACUAUCAGAAUCCAUACCUGAGUCCAUUUAGAGAGUUCCAAAGGUGGAAACACCAUCCUAGCAUUCGGCCAACCUUGGAAGGUGGAAAAAGGAUUGCAUACGGAGCCAGAGCUCUCAAUGAAGGUGGCUUUCAGUCUAUACCAAAACUCACCUUUCCUGGUGGUUUACUAAUUGGUUGUAGUCCUGGUUUUAUGAAUGUUCCCAAGAUCAAAGGUACUCACACAGCAAUGAAAAGUGGAAUUUUAGCAGCAGAAUCUAUUUUUAAUCAACUAACUAGUGAAAAUCUCCAAUCAAAGACAAUAGGACUCCAUGUAACUGAAUAUGAGGACAAUUUGAAGAACUCAUGGGUAUGGAAAGAGCUAUAUUCUGUUAGAAAUAUAAGACCGUCCUGCCACGGAGUACUGGGUGUUUAUGGAGGGAUGAUUUACACUGGAAUCUUUUACUGGAUAUUGAGAGGAAUGGAGCCAUGGACUCUGAAACAUAAAGGUUCUGACUUUGAACGGCUCAAGCCAGCCAAGGAUUGCACACCUAUUGAGUAUCCAAAACCCGAUGGACAGAUCAGUUUUGACCUCUUGUCAUCUGUGGCUCUGAGUGGUACUAAUCAUGAACAUGACCAGCCGGCACACUUAACCUUAAGGGAUGACAGUAUACCUGUAAAUAGAAAUCUGUCAAUAUAUGAUGGGCCCGAGCAGCGAUUCUGUCCUGCAGGAGUUUAUGAAUUUGUACCUGUGGAACAAGGUGAUGGAUUUCGGUUACAGAUAAAUGCUCAGAACUGUGUACAUUGUAAAACAUGUGAUAUUAAAGAUCCAAGUCAGAAUAUUAACUGGGUGGUACCUGAAGGUGGAGGAGGACCUGCUUACAAUGGAAUGUAAACGGCAGCUAGCCAGUUUCUUUCAAGUAUGGCAAGAUAACGUUAAAAUGUUUAGAGAUUAACAGAUUUCAGAAUGUCUUUCUGCAUAUUACUGAACAGAAUAGUCACAAAAUGAUUAUCAAAUAAAAAUUUUAUACUAUA